AUGAAAGUUUACCUGCAGUACCUAGUGCUACUAAUAGGAUAUCUGUCACUGGUCAACGCGAGCGGUUUCUCCCAUGAGAUUCGACGGGUUAACAGUGACGGCAUAGAAGCAAGGGGUGGGAAAGGAAAGGGCGCAGGAGGACUGUUGGCACUCCUGGGAGCACUGGAAGGAGGACAAGGGAAAGGAAAGGGAAAGGGAAAGGGGAAUGGUAACGCUGCAGCGACGGUCACCAAGACGGUAAAGGAGACCGUGACGGCAGCAGCCAAGGCAACGAACCCUCCUGCCGCCGCCGCGGGAGCAUCGAACAGCACCGCCGGAGAAGCGGCUCCGGCGGCAGCAGCACCAGAGGGCGCAGGGGCAUCGAACAACACCGCUCCGGAGGCCGCCCCGGCGGCAGCAGCACCAGAGGGCGCAGGGGCAUCGAACAACACCGCUCCGGAGGCCGCCCCGGCGGCAGCAGCCCCGCAAGCUGGAGCCUCGAACAGUACCGCUGGCAACGCUGCGGCUGCUCCCGAUCCGAAUGCACCGGCGUUCCAAUUCCUCACGAGUACCGUCUUCGCCCAGGGCCCGGCCCCGACGCAAACGAUCAGCUUGCUUCCCUCGACCGUCACUCAGACAGUGUAUGUGACCGCGCCUUGUGUCAACAACCCGGCUGCACAGAAUCCGGCUGCGCAGGCUCCGGCGGCCGGCGCAGGGUCCAGUAACGGCACCGGACAGGCCAAUGCGGGCAGCGGUGCCGGCGUGGGCGUCAUCAGCGUGGCAGUCCCCUCGAGCUUGCAUACGACGACACCCUCGCUCAACGCCGCACCACCGGCGGUUGCGACGCCACCAGCGAAUAGUCCUCCGCCCGCACCCCCCGCGAACACUCCUGCGCCGCCUCCCGCGGCACAGUCGCCAGCGAGCCCUCCUCCUGCGGCUUCCCCGCCGCCGGCUAGUGCUCCUCCCGCUGCAGAGCCGCCAGCAAGCAGUCCCACGCCGCCUCCGCCCGCCGCUGCGCCGCCAGCUGCCUCUCCGCCGCCCGCCUCUUCCCUCGAGUCAUCAGUCAACCUCGGUGGUAUUGGACAGAGCGCCCCACCCGCAGCAUCCCCUACGCCUCCAGUGGCCGUCAACGCACCGCCCGCGGCUGGUGCUCCUCAGCCGACACAGGCCGCCGCCAACAACGCCGCGCAGCCGGAUAUCGACACGAGUGGGUUGACGUUGAAAUCGGCACUGAGCCUGGGCAACCUUGCGCAGCAGACGAUGCUGCCCGACUCGUAG
Molecule: messenger RNA, 1257 nt
Organism: Diaporthe citri
Lineage: Eukaryota; Fungi; Ascomycota; Sordariomycetes; Diaporthales; Diaporthaceae
Exons: 4
Coding region: 1-1257 (418 amino acids)
Source: RefSeq, a predicted model, not a curated record